AUGAAAGAAAAAAUUGAACUUGCCCCUGCCACUGCAAUUAUGGUAUUCAAGGAAUCAGAAGCAAUGGCCAAGUUGAAGCAAGAAGAAGUGGAAAGGGGAUUCGAACUAUUUCAAUUCAGCUUCCCAUUUCGUCGAUUGCAACAACUAGGCAACCUUUAUCAUGCAUCAUACCCCAACUUAAUAAGGUUGGAGCCAUUGGAAGACAUAUAUGUUCAUGGUGUUCAUGAUGCUGAAGAACUCAUCCAUGUCCUUGGAGACAUAGAAGCAUUUAUUGCCAUUGAUCACACCCGCCUACCUGUGAAACUCAUUGUCAUUGAUUCCAUUGCUGCAUUGUUCCGAUCACAGUAUCAGACAACACCGGCAUAUUUGAAACGGCGGUCUGAAAUGUUCUUCAACAUAUCUGGGACAUUGAAGGGUUUAGCAAAUAAGUAUGGGUUGGCAGUGGUUGUCACCAACCAAGUGGUGGAUUUUAUUGGGCCACAUCAUGGAGUGAAUGGGGUGAGGUUGGGAAACUUGGAGUCCCUGGACACAUCAGGCAGACGGCUGAGUCCAGCUUUGGGACUGGCUUGGGCACAUUGCAUAAAUUCAAGAGUGUUCUUGGCAAGACAUGAGCAAUCUAUUGAGGUUGACAUUCGCAAUGCUCCUUCAACAAGUGCUUUUAUUGUGGCCUGCGGAACCGCACCUUGA
Prunus dulcis (almond) is the source of this 687-nucleotide messenger RNA. RefSeq names its product DNA repair protein XRCC3 homolog. The record is from RefSeq and is a predicted model, not a curated record. Gene Ontology annotation, cellular component: Rad51C-XRCC3 complex; replication fork. NCBI's taxonomy places the organism in Eukaryota, Viridiplantae, Streptophyta, Magnoliopsida, Rosales, Rosaceae. Gene Ontology annotation, biological process: telomere maintenance via recombination; double-strand break repair via synthesis-dependent strand annealing; t-circle formation. Gene Ontology annotation, molecular function: four-way junction DNA binding; ATP-dependent DNA damage sensor activity; ATP binding. The transcript has 3 exons. The coding region runs from base 1 to 687 and encodes 228 amino acids.